CACAAUUUUGUUAAUGUAUUAACAUUCAACUAAUCUAGAGCGUAAGAGUGAACGCAUGUCAAACAAAAUGAGCAGCACCGAUGAAGUCUCCUGGAUGUCGUGGUUCUGCGGCAUUCGUGGCAAUGAGUUCUUUUGCAAAAUUGACGAAGACUACAUUGAGGAUAAGUUCAACUUGAUUGGGUUAAGCGAAGUGGUGCCCAACUACAGGGAAGCCUUAGGCAUAAUAUUGGACUUGGAGCCCAAGGACGAGUUCGAGACUGAUGUAACAGAUCAGUCGGCUGAGAUGCUCUAUGGCCUCAUACACGCUAGAUAUAUUUUAACGAAUCGUGGCAUCGAUCAAAUGCUGGAUAAAUAUAAAAUGGGAGAUUUUGGAUACUGUCCACGAGUCUACUGUGAUAAUCAGCCGAUGUUGCCCUUGGGACUGUCCGAUACUCCGUGUGAGGCAAUGGUGAAGAACUACUGUCCGAGAUGCGUUGAUGUCUAUACACCUGAAUCGGCCCGAUUCCACAACACUGAUGGUGCCUACUUUGGUACUGGAUUUCCACAUAUGUUUUUCAUGGUUCGUCCAGAGUAUCGCCCUAGUCCUCCUACUAAGCAAUUUGUUCCACGCCUGUAUGGCUUUAAGAUACACAGCUUGGCUUAUCAAUUAAAUUUAAAAUAAGUUUUUAA
Molecule: messenger RNA, 669 nt
Organism: Scaptodrosophila lebanonensis
Lineage: Eukaryota; Metazoa; Arthropoda; Insecta; Diptera; Drosophilidae
Product: casein kinase II subunit beta-like
Exons: 2
Coding region: 56-661 (201 amino acids)
Cellular component (GO): cytoplasm; protein kinase CK2 complex
Molecular function (GO): protein kinase regulator activity
Source: RefSeq, a predicted model, not a curated record